GCCUCAUUUGCACCUACAGAGAUUCACCCCGUUUUGUUUUUGUUUUUAUUUUUUUGCUUUUUAAGGAAAACAAAUUAAUUUUGCUUUUUUAAUACAAAGAACAUGUAUUUUACAUAAAAUAGAAUAUUGCUAAAUACAAUGACAAUUGAACACCCCCCCCCAUCUCCCCCAUUCCCAUAGAGCAUUGUUUUGGGUAAACACACAAGUAUUAAUAUGUUUUCUACCAAAAGGUUAUUGGUAUGGGGGUGGGGAGCUCAAAAGCCAUAUCCCUGGGCUCAGACUCAGGAUAGGACCAUCACCAGGUAUUUUUCUUGCCAGGUCUGGGCGAUGCUGCAUGGCCCCUGCCCAGUUACUGUCCAGGCUUUGGCUCUCAGGUUGAGGUCUGGGGCAGAUCUGAAACAGUUGCCCCAACACUAUCCAAGUCUAUGGUCCUGGCUCCUUCUGGCAUCCCUCCUCCGAGGUUCCCUGUCCCUCAUGUAAAUAGAUGCCAGCUGAGACCACCCCAUCUGUACUGCCCAGAGCAAUGAAUCAGUCCAGGGUGCUCACACUGGGGCUCAGCAUGCUCCUACCCACCAUAUGUAAAUGCCAAAGAUCAGAGAGUAAAGAAGGCUGAUGGGGCAGGAGGUGGGGUCUUGAGCCCAUGUUUAUAGGAUAGAUAAGGGUGGGAUGUUGCCUCAGGUGAGGUGAGGAGGAAGGAGCAGGCCUCUUGGCACUGUGACUAGGAGGCCACUGAACUGAAGGUCAGUGCAGUGUGGUUCCCUGGUUGGGAAUUUUGCCCCUGGUCUAGGGCUAGGAUUUUGUCAGUAGAUGGAGGAUAUGCCAGAACCACAGGGCCCUGACUCUCUCUGAAUAGGGAAGGAAUCUGUAAUAGAACAAUUUCAGCUGCAUAAGACAAGAGCCCAGCUCCAAGUACUUUGGACCAACAAGGAAUGAUUUAGCUCACAUAACUGAGAAGUCCAGGGUGCAGCUGGAGCCAGGGGCAUAGUAUGUGGUUGGGAGUGCACCUCCUCAUCUCUGGGCUCUGUUUCCUUUGUGUCAGUUUCAUUUUCAUUCAGGCUCUUCCCAAGCAGUGACAAAGGAGGGAGACCUCCCCUUCCUUCAGCUCAGCCCCAAGGGAAGAGAAACUAGUGCCUCUUUCCUAUUGGUCCGGCCAGAGUUGCAGGUUGCUUGGUCUGUCUUGAACCUGCCCGACUCUGAACUAAUCAUUUUAGAAAGGUGAAUGGAAUAUGCAGGUUGGCCAGGCCUGUUUCACAUGCCCACACCUGGAGCUAGGGAGUGGGGGUUAGCCCUCCCAACAGGCACAUGGAUUAAAGGGAGGAGAGAAGGCCCCCAAAGUCCAUCAGGAUUGGGGAAGGGAAUCUGGGCAGGCACAAACUAUAGGUGUCCUUUGAAGUGAAGUCAGAAUGUGUAGUUAGGAAUGCAGGUGAGAACACUGCUGUGGUGGGAGAGGGGGGCUGUGUCCUAAGGGAUCCUGGGAGCUCAGGUCUAAGCUGAGGGCAUACCAGGACCGGGGUCCCGUUGUCUGUGUGGCAUGGGCACCUCCAGGAUGACGUCUCCGGUCAGCUUCGGAGGCGAGAUGGCAGCUGGGCCAAAUGGGCUGGAGGAGUGGGUGGGCAGCGCAUACCUGUUUGUGGAGUCCUCGCUGGACAAGGUGGCCCUGUCAGAAGCUUACGCUCAUCCCCAGCAGAAGGUGGCGGUGUACAGGGCUCUUCGGGCUGCAUUGGCAGAGAGCGGGAGCCCUGACGAGUUGCAGAUGCUCAAGAUCCACCGCAGCGAUCCGCAGCUGAUUGUGCAGCUGCGUUUCUGCGGACGCCAGCCCUGCGGCCGCUUCCUCCGCGCCUACCGCGAGGGGGCGCUGCGCGCCGCGCUGGAGGGCCGCUUGGCCGCAUUGCUCACCCUGUACUCGGUGCCGUUGCAACUGGAGCUGCGCGCCGGCGCGGAGCGGCUGGACGCCUUGCUGGCAGAUGAGGAGCGUUGUUUGAGUUGCAUCUUUGCCCAGAAGCCUGACCGGCUCCGGGACGAGGAACUCACGGAGUUGGAGGAUGCGCUCCGGAAUCUGACUUUUGGCUCAGGGGGCCAGGGUGGCAACGUAGAGGUAGCUCCAGCCCCCAUGCAGUCCCUGGCCCCAUCUUCGUCGGAGAAGCCACCGCCACCGCCACCGCCACCAUCUGGCCAGACUUUUAUGUUCCAGGGCCAGCCCAUAGUGAACCGGCCAAUAAGCCUGCAGGACCAGCAGACGUUUGCGCGCUCAGUGGGCCUCAAAUGGCGCAAGGUUGGACGCUCCCUGCAGCGUGGCUGUCGCGCACUGAGGGACCCAGUGCUGGACUCCCUGGCCUAUGAGUACGAGCGCGAGGGGUUGUACGAGCAAGCCUUCCAGCUACUGAGGCGCUUCGUGCAGGCCGAGGGCCGCCGCGCCACGCUGCAGCGCCUGGUGGAGGCGCUCGAGGAGAAUGAGCUCACCAGCUUGGCAGAGGACUUGCUGGGCUUGGCGCAUCCCGAUAGCGCCCUGGCCUAGGCUGGGUACCAGACACAGGGACGGUCAGCCAGUUGCCCAGCCAGGGUUUGGAGCACCUGGAUGACUCUAGGGUCCCUUCUUGCUGCUACGGCUGCCCUGUCCAUUCACAGGACUUACAACCCUACUUAGUGGCGCUGCUGGGCAGAACUGACUGCCUUCUCCAGGAGUCAGACCGGCACCCACCAUGCCUGCUGCGGUGCCAUUGGGGAUUCCGCCCCAGAUACUAUGAUAUCAGUGUGUGGGGGUGAUCUGCUGCAGAGGUCGGCCUCACCUCACCUAUCCCAGAAGGGGGGCUUUUGGCCAGCCCUUACCUCUUCUCUCAUUGCACAAUCACUCAUUAGGCACCUGCUGUUGUUUCAGGCAUCAUCCUGGGUGCUACAAAUACUUUGGUGAACAAGACAGCUCCCAAUUCACACUCAAUAUGGGACUCCAAGUAUUAAGCAACAGUAAUAAAAUGUUACCUGUUUCUCUUUUUUAA
Messenger RNA from Myotis myotis, 2993 nucleotides. RefSeq names its product TNFRSF1A associated via death domain (gene TRADD). The transcript has 5 exons. Lineage: Eukaryota; Metazoa; Chordata; Mammalia; Chiroptera; Vespertilionidae. The coding region runs from base 1532 to 2515 and encodes 327 amino acids. Gene Ontology annotation, biological process: extrinsic apoptotic signaling pathway; positive regulation of canonical NF-kappaB signal transduction. Gene Ontology annotation, molecular function: transmembrane receptor protein tyrosine kinase adaptor activity. The record is from RefSeq and is a predicted model, not a curated record. Gene Ontology annotation, cellular component: tumor necrosis factor receptor superfamily complex.